Molecule: messenger RNA, 4335 nt
Organism: Cladophialophora carrionii CBS 160.54
Lineage: Eukaryota; Fungi; Ascomycota; Eurotiomycetes; Chaetothyriales; Herpotrichiellaceae
Exons: 2
Coding region: 1-4335 (1444 amino acids)
Cellular component (GO): intracellular anatomical structure
Molecular function (GO): RNA binding; ATP binding
Source: RefSeq, a predicted model, not a curated record
AUGGCGCCGAAGAAGAAAAAGAAGCCAGCAGCGAAUCCCGCUCGAGGCUUCGCCACCACUUCUCUUCCCUCCAAAUCGAAAGUGAUCGCCGAGCCGGACGAUGCUUCUGUCGCCGAUGACCGACAGUCGCGGGCAGCAGGCGGCACCGCGCCCGUUCAUGUGGGUGAAGACCCAGGAACUACCGAUGGAAAGCAGCCUACAGAUGGCGUACAGAUCCAAGAUAUGACUCCCGAGGAACUUGAAGCCCAUCUGGAAAACUCCGAACUAGAGUCAAUGCUUGAUAAGUAUUGCCCGAGAGUUCUCGCCGAUGCUCGGCGGCAGGUAGCGAGACUUGAGGCUGAACGGCGUCAACUGCGCCUUCAAACACAGAAACUGUCCACCUACAACUGGCUGUCAGAAGAGGUGACUCGUGAGCUGUUUGAAAUGGCGAGUGAGUUUGAACACGGCACAUCAGCUGCAGGCCGUGUCAAGCUCCAUGAGAUUGAUGAGGAAAAGCUCGUCGUGGAUCUGUGGACCUUGGAACGAGUCUUACGAUCCUUGAACUUUCCAAAGGUGCCUGAAGCCAUGGCUUACAUUGCAGAACUUGCUCUUUCGAAUCGAGUGACAUCUCUUAUCGAUUCUGUGCCAGGCUUGGCCGAAGCGCUGCAAUGGUAUGCCGGCAAUACUCAGUCUGACGAGCUCACCAACUAUGAGCAGACAAGUACCACAAAGACCGAGCGGAGUGGUGGAAGCACUCCGGCUCAAGCAUUAUCUGAACCAACUACUGCUACUCAGAGUAGACAAAGCCCUGCUUCCACUCCUGCAAAAGUCUCGGAAGCAGAGGACGAUUCACUUGCCUCUUCGGACAGCGAGGACGAAGACGACCCUUCCAAGCUGACGGACAGAUACAUCCGAAUCCAAUCGGGGAUAUGGGCUGCGCAGAACCAGAUCUCCAAAGAUCGUCAAGAUAAGGGACCCAUGAAAGAGAGAAGAUUGAUGAGGUUGAAUCAGAAAUUGCAACAAAUACGCCGCGAUCCACUCUUUGAUGAGUGGGAAGCAGAAGCUCAAUGGAGCACCAACUUGCUGGAACUCCAGACCGUACAACAGCAGCGUAUGCGUGCAGCAGCAGCUACUAACCGCCGAAAGAAGAAGCAAGCCCUUUCUGCAGAGACGGUAGGCAGCGACCCAGAGGCAACGGAGACCACAUUUGGGGAACGCCAGAUGGAUGACGACGAAGACGCCCUCUUAGGGGCCAUGUUCGGAGAGUCUGAAGAUGCUCCCUGCGCUGCCCAAAACCAAACGGCGUCUGAGAGCCCCGUUAAGAUUCUUGACUUUCCAAGAUGGACAGGAUUGUCACCGAGGAGACUGUUGGAAGAACUGUGCAAGAGUCACGAUUCGAAGUCUCGAGUUCGGUUCCGGGCACUGGUCCAAACUUCAUAUUCAGCCAGACACGAACUAGAGAUCUCCUGGGCCGUUGACAUCGUGCUUGACCCAUACACGGUGGCCGCGCUGCCUUGCGAAAUUUCCGCGCAGACGACCGAGCGAAGCUGGAGUCUGGUAAUGAAAGACGUUGCUGCAGCAAAUAUCGCGCAGUCCGAAGCUUACAUCUCUACUCUGGCACUCUUUUUACUCUCAACAAUCGGAGCGGGCGAGGCAAGAGCUAUUGGCCGUCUGCCAACUGUCUGGCGUGACCUGUUCAAGGAUUUGACUGCUGGCAAGCAAGCUCUGGUCAAUGAGGAACACAAGACGACCCUGCGUCGGCUACGGGCACUCGUUCACGAAAUGCAAGACAAGCUGAAGCAACAGCAGGACCCACCCUCCGUUGCGCGCACACAAAUGCAGGGCGUUUCGACAGAGCGACGUCGGCCACGACCACCUCCUGCCACGAAGAUGAGCCCAGAGCAGGUUUCUAGAGAAUGGAGCUCCCGGACUUCUCGACCAUCGUUCCAACAAAUGCUCGAGGUCCGUCAACAACUCCCAGUACACCAGUACAAGGACAGAAUAUUAUCGUGCAUCGAGGGAAACCCGGUGAGUGUGAUAUGUGCAGAAACCGGCGCUGGGAAGUCCUCAGGGAUUCCCGUCCUGAUUUUAGAGCAAGAAUUUUCCACGUCUCGAGACUGUCGCAUACUGGUCACUCAACCACGAAGGAUCUCUGCUGUUACACUGGCGAGGCGGGUAUCUCAGGAGCUUGGGGAGAGUCGGAAUGACAUUGGGAGCAUCCGAUCACUGGUAGGGUAUGCUAUACGAUUAGAGAGCAAAACCAGCAAUUCAACAAGAAUCACAUAUGCUACAACUGGUGUUCUGCUCAGGAUGCUGGAAGAGUCUCCAGACCUCGACGACCUGGACUAUCUGAUACUUGACGAGGUACACGAGCGGACGAUGGACCUGGAUCUGCUGUUCAUUGCAUUGCGAAAGUUACAAAAGCGGCGGACUGGCCUGAAGAUUAUUCUCAUGUCAGCCACCGUCGACGCAAAAAAGUUUUCCGACUACUUUGAUGGUGCACCAGUGCUGGAUCUGCCUGGCAGGACGUUUCCGGUUGAUGUCAAGUUCUUGGAGGACGCGAUUGAAGCCACGAAUAACCUUGGCUGCGUCAAUGACAAAGCCCUAGUGCUGCAAGACGAAGGUCCGGACUUCGAUGAACCCUAUGCGAACGAGAAGGGACGACCCAUCAUCAGCGAGCCAGCGAAGUACAGCAGUCAAACACAGCGUACGGUCGCCAGCAUCGACGAGUAUCGAAUCGACUACAACCUCAUCGCAAAACUUGCUGCAUGUAUUGCUACGAGACCUCAGUUUGUCAAGUACAGUGCCGCUCUCUUGAUCUUUAUGCCGGGCAUAGGCGAGAUGCGACGUCUCCACAACCUUCUCCUGGCUAUGGACACGUUCAGUCGCAACUGGGUUGUUCACCUGCUGCAUUCGACCUUCUCGACGGAAGAACUCGAGCGGGCAUUUGAACGACCUCCGCCGGGUCACAGAAAGAUCGUCAUCGCAACCAACAUCGCCGAAACUGGUAUCACCAUCCCCGAUGUGACGGCCGUGAUUGACACGUGCAAAGAGAAAAUCAUGCGCUUUGAUGAACGUCGCCAGCUAUCCCGGCUCACGGAGGGAUUCAUAUCUCGCUCCUCCGCACGCCAACGCAGAGGUCGUGCCGCCCGUGUUCAAGAUGGUCUCUGUUUCCACCUUGUUACCAAACAUCGACACGACAACCAGAUGCUCGAGCAACAGGUACCGGAAAUGCUUCGGCUGAGCCUGCAAGAUCCCAUGUUGCGCAUCAAAGUCUGGGAUUUGGGCUCGAUUGAGGAGACGCUCAAUGCGGCCAUUGAUCCGCCAUCCAGGAAGAACAUUCUCAGGGCUAUUGAGAAGUUGAAGGACGCAGGCGCACUGACGAAGAACGAAGCACUCACCCACUUAGGCCAGCAGAUUGCGAGGUUGCCUCUCGAAGUUUCAUUGGCAAAGCUCGCGAUCUUCGGAGUGGUUUUCAAAUGCUUGGACCCCUUGUUGACCAUGAUCUCUCUAUUGGCUUCCAAAUCACCCUUCCUGCCGACGUCGGCCUCAAGCAGUGGCGGGCAACAACCUAACGCUCGACUUAGCUUCAGUAGAGGCGAGUCCGACCUCUUGUCCUCACUUAACGCAUACGAGAGCUGGAAAAAGGCCAGACUCGCUCGAACCGCCCAAGACUUCUGCCGCAAGAACCACGUUAGCGACCAAACAAUGGGCCAGGUCGAAGAGCAGAAGAUCCAGUUGUUGGUCUAUCUCGUAGACGCCCGCCUGGUCGUCCUCGACCCGGAAGAGAAAGGACAUCUGAACCGAGCGCGUUCGUACCACGGCCACGGCCUACCCAGCUACAGCAUUCCAACUCGAUACAAUCAACCAGUACCCGACCGUGCGCUCAACGCCAUAAGCGCCAUGGCGCUCUAUCCACGCAUCCUCAUGCGCGAAGGCAAAGGCUGGCGUAACGUCUAUACUAAUCAGAUCGUCACUGUGACUUCUCUCUCGAUCAACCAUCCUUCCCACUCGGCCAAACCGCCGCGCUGGCUGUCCUUCUAUGAAGCGAUGCAGAACACCCGGUCCGGCAAUCUCAAUGUCUUCGAGACCUCCGCGAUUCCAGAGUCCGCCCUUGCGAUCCUGCUAGGCAGCGAUGCGGAGUUCAAGUUCUACGCCGGCGUAAUGGUCUUGGAUGGUGGAAAGGUGAAGCUGAGCGUGAGGCACUGGAGCGAGUUAAUGGCAAUCAAGAUUUUGAGAGAAAGGGUCGAAAAAGUGUUGCAACAAUGUUAUAGUGCUCCGGGCCAGGAGGUGGCCGAACAAGAUAGGAAGUGGUUGGAUCUUUGGUUGAGGAUUGAGACGGCACAGGAGUCAUGA